CAAAAGAACAAACACGCUCUCAGAACAAAGGAAGACGGGCUUUGACUGCAGAGGAAGCAGGAAGCACAGGCCCUGCUCUGAGCCCAGCUGCAGGGGCUCAGGGACUGCAGCAUGGAGUCCGUGGCCCUGUACAGCUUCCAGGCCACGGAGAGCGAUGAGCUGGCCUUCAACAAGGGCGACACACUCAAGAUCUUGAACAUGGAAGAUGAUCAGAACUGGUACAAGGCUGAGCUCCGGGGUGCUGAGGGGUUUAUCCCCAAGAACUACAUCCACAUCAAGCCCCACCCGUGGUACUCAGGCAGGAUUUCCCGGCAGCUGGCAGAAGAGAUUCUGAUGAAGCGGAACCACCUGGGAGCCUUCCUGAUCCGGGAGAGUGAGAGCUCCCCAGGGGAGUUCUCUGUGUCCGUGAAGCUCCCCUCUGGGCCCUGCUCUCCUCACUGUAGAACAGGAAGUUUGAACCAGAUGGAAGACAACAAAACCUGCCAUCUUGCUGAGCACCUACCAUGUGCCCCACAUAGGCCAGCGACUGGGACAUGCAAGCUUCCCGGAUGUGAGAAUUCUCCAAAUCUCAGGCUGGGAGGUUCUAGGAUUCCUGGGUCCCUUGUCCCUUUCUCAUCUCAUCUCAUCUGUUUUCCACUCUCUGACCCUCUGAUAUGAUGAGGGAAUACUUUAUUCUGGAUAACUUUCCAGGUAACUAAAGAUAAACUUCAAGUAUCAAAAUGUUCAAAGUUGUGGCCUUGGGGUUUGAUAUCUUUUUCUAACCUGCCACAGCCUUGGGAGGAUUUGGUGGCAGUGGGUGAGAAGGCUGAGCAAAGUCUGGGAACUGAGGAGGGAAGGGGCUCGUUGCACCAGAGAGUGUCUGAAGGAAGUGAGGCUGGGCGCAUGAUCAGAGCCAGCUCUCCAGUCUGCAGGGCAGUGGGGGACCAUGGAAGCUCCUGGAGGUGGGGCUUGGGGGCGACCUGAGCACCCAGCACACCUGUGCUCACACCAGCAGGCUUGGGUCUGAGUCGGGACUGGGAGGGCUGGGAGGGGACAGGGAAUGGAGGAGAAUGUCCAGGCCCAGGAGGGCCAAAGAGGCGUGAGAGGAGGCUGUCCGAUCACCACUCUCGGAGGAGCCCAUCUAACGCUGCUAGGUAACCACAGUCAGCAGUUCCUCAGCACUUAUCCAGAAGGGAGGUGUUAUCAUUACCAGGAAAUUGAGGUCCAGAGAGCUUAAGUGAUUUGCCUAAGUUGCACAGCAAGAAAGGGGCCUUGCCCAGUGCCCACCCCCUCAACUCCACACUCCAUUGGGAGGCUCUGGGGGGACUCUCCAGGUCUUGUAUGGAGUGGGGUCUUGCGGCCUGGUACCCGCCCUCUCAUACUGUCCUUCUGUCUCAGCAGGGGAGAGCAAGGCCUGGCUGCAGGUGGGGCUGGGCUGGGCGGGGCGG
This is a messenger RNA of Manis javanica (Malayan pangolin), 1427 nucleotides long. It is a transcript of the gene GRAP, whose product is annotated as GRB2 related adaptor protein. The record is from RefSeq and is a predicted model, not a curated record. NCBI's taxonomy places the organism in Eukaryota, Metazoa, Chordata, Mammalia, Pholidota, Manidae. Gene Ontology annotation, molecular function: protein binding.